UAUAUUGAAAAAAGAGAACUGCGGCACGGUUCUAAAACAGAAUUUCUAAAUAAAUACAAAAGAAAAAAAUAAUAGAAAAUUAUUCUUAUGCAAAAGUGUGAUUUUAUUGUUUCAAAAGUAAAUAGAUACGUAUUAAAAAGAUAAACAUACAUUGAAUUUAUACAAACUGUGCGGUAGACGCGCAAAAAGUAUAAACAUUUCGAUGGUGCGUAACAAAACGCAAUCGACUUCUUCGUCAUCCUCGGGCAAUGCAAGUGGUAGUGCAAGUAAUAGUAGCAGUAGCACUAAAUCUCCUAUCCGCCAGAACAGCGCCAGCAGCAACAAUAUAAACAGUGGAGCGCGUACACACCGUAAAUCUUCUAGUACCUGCAGUGUUGCAUUAGCCGACGACUCAAAGCCAGCAUCGUCAUCUAGUCGGCGCUCACAACCACAAUCUAACAAUAAUACCUCUUCUCAUACCGACGAGGAGACGGACGCAGAAUAUGACAGAACCCCUACUGACGGCGCCCCAUCGAUCAGUUCAGUGCACAAGCAAAAUCUUUAUAUCGUUUCAUUUCCCAUAAUUUUCCUCUUCAAUAUAUUGCGUUCGUUGAUUUAUCAAUUGUUUUGUAUUUUUCGAUAUGUAUACGGGGCUAGCACAAAAGUGAUCUAUCGGCCUCACAAACGAGAGUGUAACAUUGAAAUUGUUGUUGGUUCUAAUAAAUCAUUUCAAAACUCGCGAAACGAAAACUCUUUAAUAAGCGAAAGCGACAAAAAUCAGCUCGUACAAUAUCAUUCGCGUAAUUCAUCUUUGGCUACUUAUCCACUAGCUGGAGGAACUGGAAUUGGUGUUGGAAGUAAUUCUAUAGUAAGUAGCCAACAGCGUUAUCGUUCCGCACAACAGUUAGAUAUGUCGGGAAGAGGAAACCCAUCUAGUUCUCCAGGGCCUGGUGAUCCUCUGCUGGCUAAACAAAAACACCACCACCGUAGGGCGUUUGAGUAUAUUUCAAAAGCACUAAAAAUUGAUGAAGAAAACGAAGGUCACAAAGAACUGGCCAUCGAACUGUAUAGGAAAGGAAUUAAGGAAUUGGAGGAUGGAAUUGCAGUUGAUUGUUGGAGUGGUCGUGGUGAUGUUUGGGAACGAGCACAACGUCUACAUGACAAAAUGCAAACAAAUCUUUCGAUGGCCCGAGAUCGCUUACACUUUUUAGAAUUACGAGAAGAAGAAUUAAAAUUGCAUGCGCUUAAGCUUAGUGAUUCUGAUGAACAAACAAAUAAAGUAUUAGUUGUGCCACCAAUGGUAGUAAAUGGUACUGAAUAUAAAAAUUCUGCAACCUCACGCACGUCUUUAACGAAGACUGAUUCAAGAUUGCCUUCCUAUAAUAUUCAAAAUAAAUUAAGAACUACAAAAAAGUUAGCUACGGAUAGUCAUAAGUCUAUUAGCUGUGCUUCUACCACAACAGGAGGUAAAGUGUCUUCGACAGCUUCGGGCCGCAAAUUGACCGUUAGCUCAAAACGUCCAGGAAAUCUGGCGGUAAUUAACAAAUCCCAAACGUUACCACGCAACUUGGGUUCGAAGAAUGCAAGUAGCACAGCAGUGCAAAGACAACCAGUAAAAACUGCGGCCACACCACCCGCGGUGCGCAGACAAUUCACAUCGGGAAGAAAUACGCCACCGCAACGAGCUCGUACUCCUAUCAAUACCAGUUCCAAUUAUGGUAAUCAAAGCAGUGGUAGUGGCACUGCAGCAGCCGUAACUGUCAAAGGGGUAGAACAAAAAUUGGUGCAAAUAAUUUUGGAUGAGAUUGUAGAGGGCGGAGCAAAAGUAGAAUGGUCGGAUAUAGCCGGUCAGGAAGUAGCUAAACAGGCUUUGCAGGAAAUGGUGAUUUUGCCUUCGGUGCGCCCUGAACUUUUCACUGGUUUGCGUGCACCUGCUAAGGGUUUGCUAUUGUUCGGGCCACCAGGAAAUGGUAAAACGCUAUUGGCGCGUGCUGUCGCAACGGAAUGUAGUGCGACAUUUUUAAAUAUUUCUGCGGCCUCUCUCACGAGUAAAUAUGUUGGAGAUGGCGAAAAAUUGGUGCGUGCAUUAUUCGCUGUAGCACGUGAAAUGCAGCCAUCUAUUAUAUUUAUCGAUGAAGUUGAUUCAUUGCUAUCAGAACGUAGUAGCAAUGAGCAUGAAGCUUCACGUCGUCUCAAAACAGAAUUUUUAGUCGAAUUCGAUGGUCUGCCGGGAAAUCCGGAAGGUGAUCGCAUUGUCGUAUUGGCCGCUACAAAUCGGCCGCAAGAGCUGGAUGAAGCCGCUUUGAGACGUUUUACAAAGCGUGUAUAUGUCUCGCUGCCGGACAUUGAUACGCGUGAACUAUUGUUGAGUCGUUUACUUGAAAAACAAGGCAGUCCACUCGGCACAGAAGCCUUACGCCGCUUGGCAAAGCUUACCGAUGGCUAUUCUGGUUCUGAUCUAACGGCUUUAGCCAAAGAUGCUGCACUUGAACCGAUACGUGAACUUAACAUGGAGCAAGUCAAAUGUUUAGAUAUCAGUGCAAUGCGCUCCAUCACUGAAAACGAUUUUCAGAAUUCAUUGAAACGAAUUCGCCGUUCGGUAGCAUCGCAGAGUUUGAACUCGUAUGAAAAAUGGUCACAAGAGUAUGGUGAUAUAACAAUUUAAGUAUUCAAAAACUAUUACUAAGUUGUGUAGUUUGUGUCAUAACAUAUAUGUAGCGUUCUCACUUGCGAACUUAAAUGCUUAAGGAAGUUCACCUAAACACAAAUUAAAUUUAAGCUGCUUUCUUCGCAGCUGGGUUUAAAGCCUUAUAAUAAUGCUUUUGCUAAUGCCACUAUACUUGUAUUAGUCUUUGAUGGGUUUUUUCUAAUUGUAUCUGUUUUGUUUUCAUCAAACUAUUUUUUUAUAAAAACAAAAUCAUAAUUUAAUUAAUGUCAAAUAAUGCAAAACUUAUAUAACUGUAUGAAAUCUAUAAUAUACUUGUUUUUUUUUUUUUCUUCUUGUUUAACCGCGUACGCAAUUUGUCCUGAGUUGUAGAAAUUUAUGAGCUGUUCAGAAAUAAAAGCGAAAAAGAUGCUAAUGGAAUAUAAUCGAUAUAACGCAAUGUUAUUCAUGUUGCAAUGUUCAAUAGCUCUAUUUUUCAUUUUGAACGUGAUGAGGUUUCAAAGGUGCAAAAUGUUCGCAAAAAGAAUUAUUAACUGUCUUAUUUUUAACUUGCACAAAUAUAAGCAAAUAAUCAAUAACUUUUGCCAAGUUAACAGUACACAAGCGUAAGCGAAUACAAUAUUAAACAUAAUUUUUAACGUUCCCUAUUCGCUAAAAACACAUAAAAAUCGCUUUACAUCUUCAUACUUGUAUAUAUAUAUGUACGUUUUAUUGUAUUAUGUUUAGUGUUAUCUGUCAAUAUUAUUUAGUAUUUAAUAUAACGUUGUUUUAUAUUGUUUGUAUGCCAUUCCAAACACUUAGCUAUGCUUUGAAAAAUAACUGAAUUUAAAUAGCAAGUAAAAAAUAACUUCCAUUGAAGUAUUUGAAAAAAUUGUAUCUCAAAUGAAAAGCUACUGCGAUAAGCUACAUGUUAGUUAUAAGUAAUUGUAAAAUAAGAUAAGAAGAUACUCAAUCUUAAACAUAAUAAAAUUUGGCAAGCUACAA
Bactrocera neohumeralis is the source of this 3628-nucleotide messenger RNA. RefSeq names its product spastin (gene spas). The transcript is spliced from 6 exons. Gene Ontology annotation, molecular function: ATP binding; microtubule severing ATPase activity; ATP hydrolysis activity. The record is from RefSeq and is a predicted model, not a curated record. Lineage: Eukaryota; Metazoa; Arthropoda; Insecta; Diptera; Tephritidae. Bases 203 to 2644 code for a protein of 813 amino acids. Gene Ontology annotation, cellular component: microtubule cytoskeleton.